UGUGUUCAAAAUGCUGUACGUGACUUAGUUCACGAAUGUAUCGUUUCUGGAGCAGAGCAGUUGGAGCCAAUAAGGAGGAAAACUCUGGCACUCAAGCUAUCCGUUUGUGAAUUUGAGAAUACCCAAGUAAACUACCCCGAGGCUUGCCAGAAUGUAGUAGAGGAAAACGAAGUUAACGCCUGUAUCCAAAGCUUACAAAGUAGUCCUCAGCAUUGGACAACUUACAGUGGGAAUUACCGUGAAACGUUUUCAAUCUGCUUUUCAGAGUCGUUGCCUUUCGCUAAAGAUCAGAUUAUAAAAGUUUUUUAUAACGUAACC
Messenger RNA from Hyphopichia burtonii NRRL Y-1933, 318 nucleotides. It is a transcript of the gene KAR5, whose product is annotated as Kar5p. The annotation marks the transcript as partial. Gene Ontology annotation, cellular component: endoplasmic reticulum membrane. Gene Ontology annotation, biological process: karyogamy involved in conjugation with cellular fusion; nuclear membrane fusion involved in karyogamy. The record is from RefSeq and is a predicted model, not a curated record. NCBI's taxonomy places the organism in Eukaryota, Fungi, Ascomycota, Pichiomycetes, Serinales, Debaryomycetaceae. The transcript has a single exon.